This is a messenger RNA of Octopus sinensis (East Asian common octopus), 1155 nucleotides long. RefSeq names its product tigger transposable element-derived protein 1-like. Gene Ontology annotation, molecular function: DNA binding. NCBI's taxonomy places the organism in Eukaryota, Metazoa, Mollusca, Cephalopoda, Octopoda, Octopodidae. Gene Ontology annotation, cellular component: nucleus. Bases 1 to 1155 code for a protein of 384 amino acids. The transcript is spliced from 4 exons. The record is from RefSeq and is a predicted model, not a curated record.
AUGAGAUUUAAGGAACGAAGAAGUUAUCACUCCAUUAAGAAGCAAGAUGAGAGUGCAUCAGCUGACGAACAAGCAAUAACGAAAUUUCCUAAUUCAUUAAAGAAAAUCAUCGAAGAAAGCGGAUUUCAUACCAAACAGAUUCUUUACGUUGACAACACUGGAUUGCUUUGCAAAAACUUGCCAGACCGUUUAUUCAUUUCCAAUGAAGAGAAAACUAUUCUCAGCUAUAAGUUCUCAAAAGUACGUGAGAACAUUAUGCUGGUAGGUAUUUCUGCAGGCGAUUUUAAGUUAAAGCCAUUGCUUGUGUAUCAUGCUCACAACCCCCAGUCCCUGAAGAACAUACCCAAAGCAUCUCUCCCUGUUAUAUGGACGGCUAAUUCCAAAGCAUGGGUUACUGGUGUUGUUUUUGAAGAUUGGUUCUUCAAUCAUUUUAUCCCAGCAGCAGAGGAGUACUGUAAGGAGAAGGCGAUUCCUUUUAAGGUUUUACUUAUCUUAGAUAAUACUCCUGAUACCACGAAAAACAUAGUAGACUUUGAGUCCAAUGUUACAAUCGUAUACCCCCCACCGAACAUCACGUCUUUUCUACAGCCAAUGGAUCAGGGAAUAAUUGCUAUCUUUAAGCGUUACUAUAUGAAGCAUACGCUGCAACAAGUAAUAGCUGCAACUGAUCUUGAUGAAUCCAUCACACUUCAGGACUUUUGGAAGAGUUACGAUAUCUACAAGGCUGUAAAGAACAUAGCAGUGACAUGGAAUGAUGUACGGAGCACGGCUAUGAAUGGGGUUUCAAAUAAGAUAUCAUCAGAAGAAAAACUGUUUCCGGAGGGAAUCACAAACAUUCAUGAUGAUAGUGCACCAAUUCACGUAGCUAAAGUUGUCACUGAAUGGUACGAGGAACAUUCUAGUGAAUUUGAACAUUUUAUCUGGCCACCGCAGAUAAAAUAUCGUGUGCAUUUUAGAAAAACAAAGUUGAAGGUCUCGAUAUUUAAUGAAUUUUUAACUGACCGAUCCAGGUUGAAAUCUGGAGGUGCAAGACUGGGUGGACGCGGAGGAUGCGGCGAAUCUUACCAGUUAGGCACAAGCAACAACUGCAAAGAAGUGGCUAUGUCAUGGUGGAUGGUUGUGUCUAAUUUGUCAAGCUCCUUACAAAACACAUGA